CGAGCCCAAUUCUGGGCUGGACAGGAAACAGGAGACGCAUAGCGUGCCUCGCGCAACAAUCCUGGGAAUAUGUAUGUGUUUGCAGGCGAAAUGGUUAGUUUAAAAAAGAUGAGGACAGCGGGCACUACAAUUCUUUAAACUUAUUCACAGAAACGUGUUAUUUGGACCAUUAAAUCACGGUAUUUGGAACAAAUACCGUGAUUACUGCGUUUGGUUUUCAUCAUCCAUUGGGGGGAACACAGAAGAGGAGCCGCUGUUAAAUCCCAAUUAGACUGACAUAAAAGCUUGGUCCUGACUGUUGCGUUGGCUUCAUUUGACCUUUUGACCUGAGCGGGACAAAGGGGAGAGACACCAGAGAUGGCAGAUAUGUCGGACGAUGAGCUGGACCAUGGGGCAGAGGAGGAGGACAGUGAUAAGGAAGACCAGGACCUGGACAAAAUGUUUGGAGCCUGGUUGGGAGAGCUGGACAAACUCACACAGAGUCUGGAUGACGGGAAGCCACAGAAGCCGGUCCAGAAGGCCCCUCUCAGACAGGAAACCAACAUGGCUAAUUUUUCCUACCGCUUCUCCAUGUACAACAUCAACGAGGCUCUGAACCAGACAACAGAGACCGUAGACCUGGAUGCCCUGAUGGCUGACCUGUGUUCCAUAGAACAGGAGCUCAGCACCAUCGGCAAGCCCAACACCGGCACCGCCCGCCAGGUUAAAUGUCAACAGCGAGGCCCGGGGGGUCGCAACGCCAGUGCCAAGCAGACUGGCAGCGGUGGAGGGGGUAGCAGCGGGGGCAGCACCAGCAGUAGUACCCGGGCGUCACCAGCCUCCACCGUCCGAGGGGGCAGCUCCAACUCCCACGGGCGCCCGUCGGCGUCCAACUUCUCGCUGGACGACAUCACGGCCCAGUUGGAGCAGGCGUCGCUCAGCAUGGACGAGGCGGCGCACCAGACCUCUUCUUCCUCGUCCUCUUCCUCCUACUCCUCGGCCACCCUCCGGCGCCCUUCGGCGGGUUCCUCGUCCUCGCAGCACCGGAGAACAGGCUCGGUGGGCGCGGUUAGUGAACACGAGGCGGGGGGCCACUCCUCGAGGUCCAGCGUUAAUUCUGCUUCCGCAUCCAGCAUGGACUCUCUGGAUAUCGACAAGGUGCUGUCUAGGGCAGCAGGAGGGGCUGAGCAGGAAGGGGGGUCCCAAGGCCCCCCCGCCACCAAGCACUCCUAUCUGGACAGAGAAACGUCCCUCAUUCUGAAAAGCAUUGCAGGAAAGCCUUCUCACCUGCUUACCAAGGAGGAGCAGGCAGCCAAAGUGAAGGCCGAGAAGAUCCGAGUGGCCCUGGAGAAAAUCAAGGAGGCGCAAGUCAAAAAGCUGGUGAUCCGGGUGCACAUGUCGGACGAGAGCUCCAAGACCAUGAUGGUGGACGAGAGACAGACUGUCAGACAGGUGCUGGACAGCCUGCUGGACAAGUCCCACUGUGGCUACAGCCCCGACUGGUCACUGGUGGAGACCAUCAACGAGCUGCAAAUGGAGCGGAUCUUUGAGGACCAUGAGAACUUGGUGGAGAACCUACUGAAUUGGACCAGAGACAGCCAUAACAAACUGAUGUUCAUCGAGCGCAUCGAGAAAUACGCCCUCUUCAAGAACCCCCAGAACUACUUGUUGGGGAGGAAGGAGACCUCUGAAAUGGCCGAUAGGAAUAAAGAGGCCCUGCUAGAGGAGUGUUUCUGUGGCAGCUCGGUGUCAGUACCAGAAAUAGAGGGACUCCUCUGGCUGAAGGAGGAUGGGAAGAAGUCGUGGAAGAAACGAUACUUUCUACUGCGCGCAUCAGGAAUCUACUACGUGCCCAAAGGCAAAGCCAAGGCCUCCAGGGACCUGGUAUGCUUUCUCCAGCUGGACCACGUUAAUGUGUAUUACGGCCAGGACUACCGCAGCAAGUACAAGGCCCCCACAGACUACUGCCUGGCCCUCAAGCACCCCCAGAUCCAGAAGAAGUCCCAGUACAUCAAGUAUCUGUGCUGUGACGAUGUCAGGACCCUCCACCAAUGGGUCAACGGCAUUCGCAUCGCCAAGUACGGGAAACAGCUGUAUGUGAACUACCAGGAGGCCAUGAAGCGCACGGAGGCGGCCUACGACUGGUUCCUCUCCACCUCCAGUAUCCGCUCGGGCUCCAGCUCCGGCUCAGCCAGUCUGCCCGAGUCCCAGUCGAACCACUCGGGCCAGUCAGACAGUGGAGUGGACACGGCCUCCAGCCACGGGCGCUCCCAGAGCGUGGUUAGCUCUAUCUUCUCUGAGGCCUGGAAGAGAGGAACUCAGAUGGAGGAGAACACCAGGGUGAGUCCUUCUAUGAGGGAGUCCACCGAGUGCCACCCUCCCCCCACCCUGCCCACGCUGUGCACCGAGACCCCACAACUGGAGCCCCCUGCCUCGCCAGCGCCCAACAGCAGCCACCUCCCCAGACUCGCAGCAGCUCACCCCACACUCUACAGGGGCCCUCCCCUCCACCACCCCCAACAUCCCUCCCCUCCACCACCCCAACAGCUGCCCUUCCAGAUCCGCAGUAGUUACACCCAGGUCUUGCCUUCCCUGCCCCCCAGCCCUCCCCUCCACCACCCCCAACAGCUGCCCCCCCAGAUCCGCAGCAGUUACACCCAGCCUGCCCCUCCACCACCCUCCCUGCCCCCCAGCUUUCUCCACCACCCCAACAGCUGGCCCCCCCAGAUCUGCAGCAGUUACACCCAGGUCUUGCCCUCCCUGCCCCCCCAGCCCUUUCCUCCACCACCCCAACAGGACUUUCCUCCACCACCCCAACAGCUGUCCCCUCAGCCCUGCAGCAGCUACAACCAAGCUGUGCCCCCUCCACAACCACCUCCCCCACCCCCGCCGCCCCCUCCCCCGCCACCCCUGCCUGCCAGCAGCACCCCUCACCAUUCGGGCCCCACCGUGUUCGCCAAGUACAGCACCAUCACCCGGCUGCAGAACCAGAACGCCGCCCACCAGGCCGCCAAUCACCACAGGGCGCAAAACAACCACCAGAGCCCGCCCAGAGCGCCAGCCCAAGCCCCGCCUCCUCCCCAUCAGGCGGCUGUCAAACCGCUGGUCAACAACAUCAAUGUCCCGCCUCCCCCUCCGCCCCCUUCCCCGCCCUCCAUGCCCGCUCUGGGGUCAGCCUGGCCGCACUCAGACCCCAUGCCAGGCCUGUGCCCAUCGCCCUACGGUGCCAACGCCCUCCAGCAGACACUGGCCCAGAAGUUCCCUAGCCCUCCCCCCCAGGACCUCUCUCCCCCCGCUGCCAGACUGGUUGAGUCGCCCCCGGCACCUCCUCCGCCUCCUCCUCCCCCGCCACCUCCCCCUCCUCCCCCGCCACUUCCCCAGCAGCUCUCUGUGCCCGCCCCCCCUCCACCUCCCCAGCAGCAGUACUCACCUGCACCUGCUCCCCCCCCUUCCCUACCCAAAACCUUCUCCCCAGGCUUUCUGCUCCACCACGGUGCCCCGAAGCCCCUCUACCCUGUUUCCCCCUCUCCCUCCCCCGUCCCAACUCCUCCCCCACCCCCGCCCCCUCCUCCUCCGGUGUCAAUGAAGAAGCAGCACAGCCUCCAGAUAGGCCACACCCCCAACCAGCCCCCUCCCACCUUUCCCAAGCAGCACAGCCUCUCCAAGCCACCACCCCUGUCCUUCACAGCUCCGCCCACCACCACCUCCCUGGUCAAACAGAUGGCAAGCCAGUUCCCAAGGUCCACACUGUCGACCAAUCACAUUGAGAGCCCCAAAGUCCCCCUGUCCCCUCCUGCGGUGAAGGCCAAACCAAAAUGGCAGCCAGGCGGUGGACAGGCCCAGCAACAGGCCUCUGAGUUCCCCCCACCCCCUUCCGAGAGCAGCCUGCCUUACCCUCCGCCUCCCCCGCCUCCACCUGCUCCGGCCCUCUCUCCCCCCGGCAACCUGGGCUCGCCCCUGAAGAGGUCCCCAUCAGGCUCCUCCACCUCCUCCUCGGGCUCCUCUGGCUGGGGGCAGGCCCCCCCACCACCCCCCCAGAAGGCCUCCAGCAUCAAGUCUAACUCCUCGGCUGAAUACCAGGAGUCACGCAAGAACCUUCUCAGCAAGUUUGCCCCCAAGUCCUCCUCGUCCCCCUCCACUUUCCCUUCCUUCCCUGCCGUAUCCUUCGGUAGUUCUCCCUCUAAGGACUCCUCCUCCCCGGCCGGCCCCCCGGCGCCCCCCAAGCCAGGCAAGCUGAACCUGGCCAACCUGCCCCUGGCCCUGCAGGCCAAAGUGGGUCAAGUGGGCCAGCAGCGCCAGUCCACCGCCGACAUCCCCUCCCCUCUGCCCGAGUGCGCCGUGGCCUACUUCCCCCCUCCCCCGCCGGCCUCUGAUCUCUUCCCCCCUCCCCCGCUGCCCAGUGACGGCCACGUCGGGGCACCUAAGGUGGCAGUGGUCAACCCCCAGCCGAAAGUACCCCCCGCCCCUCCUGGUCCCCCUCCCCCCUCCACCAUCAACUCCUCCUGGGGCAAGGGCUCCCUGAAGAAGGCCCCUCCCCCCACGCUGCAGCGGAACCAGCCGCCUCCCCCGGCCCUGUCCCCGACUCCAAAGCUGCCCCUGCCCACCUCGCCCCCCAAGGGGAACAGCAACAACGGCACCCCCCAGCCGGGCAACUUCAUGGACGACCUGAACCAGACUCUGAAGCGCAAGUCGGUGAGCCGGCAGGGCUCGCUUUCCUCGUCCCGCCUCUCCGGCGCCAAGCUGGAGCCCGCCGCGGGCACCAUGGACGACAUGGAGUUGGCGCUGCCCCCUCCACCGCCCGAGUUGCUGUCGGGGAACGUCUCAGGCUAUGCAACACUACGGCGGGGGCCCCCGCCGGCCCCACCCAAGAGGGGGGGCAACACCAAACUGACACACUGACCAGGGGAGUGGUCGAAAAGGAGACUGUUGGAUGAUGCCUACUUUACACCUCUCUUGGAGAGGAGCUUCGAUCUAUCAUAUCUAUCACAGGACCGUCAGUGGACAUUGACAAACUGAACUCCUCGUGUUCCAUGAUUAUGAUGGUGAAUACUUAAACAUGUAAAUAAGGAAACGUCAAACCAUGAAUCAGCUUCUUCUUCUUCGCCAUAUGUUUGUGCCACGUAAUCAGAAAAACCAUAA
Messenger RNA from Coregonus clupeaformis (lake whitefish), 5118 nucleotides. RefSeq names its product ras-associated and pleckstrin homology domains-containing protein 1. NCBI's taxonomy places the organism in Eukaryota, Metazoa, Chordata, Actinopteri, Salmoniformes, Salmonidae. Gene Ontology annotation, biological process: signal transduction. The record is from RefSeq and is a predicted model, not a curated record. Gene Ontology annotation, cellular component: cytosol; plasma membrane.